AUGGCAGUAUCUUCUCCAAGCUACAUGUCAGCAAGCGUGCUGGCCGUGGGCGGCCGCAGCCGCAGCCGCAGGGCCCUGGCGCGCGCGCUCGCUCACGCCUCUGGCUGCCGCAGCGUGCGUGGACGCGCCCGAGAACCUGUCGCUGCCCAAGAAGUACGAGCCGGGCAGCCCGGCGCCCGCGCCGCCGCCCCCCCGCCACCCCCGCCGCCGCCGCAGCGCUCACCCGUCGACGUGCUCCUCCGGGCCUUCCCCGGCCGCAGACGCGUCGACGUCGAGGCACUGCUCAACAGGUGUAAGGGCGACGUGCUCACGGCCAUCGAGGUGCUGGCGUGCGGCAGCUUCGGCCACCAGCAGCCGCCGCCGCAGCACCAGCAGCAGCAGGCGCACCAGCUGGACGAGCCGCUGGCCAAGUCGGCCUUCUCGCCGCUGGCGCCGCCCCCGCAGCCGCGCUACAGCCCCCAGCCGCAGCCGCCGCACCAGCAGCUGCAGCCGCCGCCGCCGCAGCAGCAGCAGCAGCAGACGCCCCAGCGGCGCUUUCUGGCGGCGCCGUACGCCGGCACGGGCUACCUGCCCACCGUCAUCCGGCCCCCGCCCGACUACCCCCUGCCGCUGCUGGCGCCGCCCCACGACAUGUACGCCGGGCUCCCGGGGGCGGCUGCAGCUGCCGCCGCCGCAGCCGCCGCCGCCGCCGCCGACAAGGCCGCCGCCGGGUCGCCCAACUCCGCCUCCGGCUCCGACAAGACGUCCUACUCGGAGUGA
Schistocerca piceifrons (Central American locust) is the source of this 759-nucleotide messenger RNA. RefSeq names its product protein transport protein SEC31-like. NCBI's taxonomy places the organism in Eukaryota, Metazoa, Arthropoda, Insecta, Orthoptera, Acrididae. The record is from RefSeq and is a predicted model, not a curated record. Gene Ontology annotation, molecular function: protein binding. The transcript has 4 exons. Bases 1 to 759 code for a protein of 252 amino acids.